This is a messenger RNA of Cydia fagiglandana, 3629 nucleotides long. Its product is annotated as putative ferric-chelate reductase 1 homolog. Gene Ontology annotation, molecular function: transmembrane ascorbate ferrireductase activity. The transcript has 13 exons. The record is from RefSeq and is a predicted model, not a curated record. NCBI's taxonomy places the organism in Eukaryota, Metazoa, Arthropoda, Insecta, Lepidoptera, Tortricidae. Bases 394 to 2313 code for a protein of 639 amino acids. Gene Ontology annotation, cellular component: membrane.
AUUCACUCAGUUACGCUAACCCAUUGGAGCAAGCCGGACGUUGGUUGAUUCGAAAUAAGUUGUUCGAAAUUCAAAGUUUAUUUAACAAUACCAAAGUAGUGUUUAGAUUUUAGUUGUUAUAAACUAAAUAGGUUUUAAGUGAACUAAUUUAGUAUUUUCGAACUAUUCUGUUUGGAAUCUUAUUCGUUGCAGUUUUUUUUACUGUAUCUUAACAAAAAAGUGCGGUGCGGUACCCAGUGUUCCGUGUGAAAAUCUGUGGCAUUUUUGUGAUUUAAAUAAUUCAUUUGGUCCACGAACAGUGUUUUGAAACUAACUGUUUGGUAUUUGGUUGUUUACUACGCUUGAAUACUAAGGAGCAGCCUCGCCCGACCGGUUUGCCGUAAAAAGUGAAAGAUGCUACCUCGGAAAAGGAACAGGGGUCUGCUGGCGCUGGCGCUGAUGCUGCUGGUGCAGUCUUCUGAACAACAUGGCUCUGGAGCACCACCUGGGUCGUGCUUAGACCAACUCCCCCGGCAUCCCGAGAUCGAGCCCCAGACCUCCGUGCCACCCUAUGUGGUAGUGACGUCAUCGUCCCAAGUCCGACAAGGAGAUAAGCUCAGCGUCACCAUUGGUAGCCAGCCUGGCGCGCCCGUGCCUAUUGGCGGCUUCAUACUGCAGGCCAGACAAGUGCAGAAUCCCGACACUAUUGUGGGCAAGUUCCUGACAGUCCCUGAUCCCGAGGACACGCAGAUCAUCAGCUGCCGCGGCGAGAACGACACUGUAACACACUCCAACCCUAAGGAGAAGCCGGCGCAGACUUUCCUAUGGCAAGCACCAACUGACUUCCUUGGUGGAAUCGAAUUCAGAGCAACAGUAGCACAAAGCUACGCGACCUUCUGGAAGAAUGUGGAAUCGGCAGUGGUUGAAGUGGUGACUCCAGACACCGUGGUCACCACUACGGCUGUGCCCGCUACCACUCAGAGGACCACUGUGGCUCCUCCUGUCGUUAUGGAGUCUAAGCCAAGAGCAGUUCCUACCCAACUCGACACCAUUUACCAGGGUUGUGCCGAGACUAAGCUCUGCUACGGAGUGCCCCAGAACUGCCUCAACGCGGGCAACUGCAAGGCCGUCGUGGCUGUCUUCGUCGCUGGCGACAAAUACACCUUCGAGAUCCAGGGAACGGACAACCCUAAAUACGUCGCUACUGCUCUGAGCAUGGACAACAAGAUGGGAGACGAUAGUGCUAUGGAAUGCGUCAGAAACGACAACGGAAGAGUCAGCCUCUUCACAUCCUGGACAUACCCUAAAGAGGAGCCCUACGUGCGAAGAUCUGACUCGCCUCAGGACAUUGUUCAGCUUUUAGAGUCUUCUGUGAUCGAUGGGAAGCUGUAUUGCAAGUUCACGAGAGAUGUGGAAUCCAAAGUUAUGGGACAGACGUUCAAUUUGGCUACGACGAAGUACAACUUGAUGGUGGUUUCUGGAGAUAGUAUGAAAGACCCCGAGCGAGUAGGCUUCCACAGCCUCGCGUACGAGUCGACGGGCGAGCCACUCGCCCUGUCAAGUGUGGGUGCCGCCGCGGGAGCCUCCAAGCUGCUGCUCAAAUUGCACGGGAGCUUCAUGAUCGCCGCCUGGCUGGGAAGCGCUUCACUGGGCAUUUUACUGGCACGGUAUUUCAGACAGACGUGGGUCGGAAAGCAGCUAGGCGGAAAGGACAUUUGGUUCGCCUACCACCGAAUGCUGAUGGUGCUGACGUGGCUGCUGACCGUGACUGGGUUCAUCCUGAUCCUAGUAGAAGUUGGCGGCUGGUCCACUACAGGAGACAACCCUCACGCCAUCACCGGCAUCGUUACAGUUGUUCUGUGCUUUAUACAGCCCAUCGGUGCUUACUUCAGGCCACACCCUGGAACUAAGAAGAGGCCUAUCUUCAACUGGGUGCACUGGCUAUUUGGCAACGCCGCCCACAUUUUAGGCAUCGCAACGAUCUUCCUGGCGGUGUACCUUCAGAAGGCGGAGCUCCCUCCGUGGAGCGUGUUCGUGCUGGCGGCCUUCGUCGCUUUCCACGUCAUCAUGCAUGUCGUGCUUUCCCUAACUGUGUGCGUGUCGGAGGGCAAGAUCAGCCGCAGUCCCGUGAACGUGUUCCCUAUGAAGGACAUGAUGGGACAGCAGCGGCAGGCCUCGCAGGUCGACAGGAGCAUCGACGCACCGUUCUCCAGCUUCCGUCGACUGCUCCUCGGCAUCUACGCGCCCAUAAUCCUCAUAUUCGUCGUGGCCAUGAUCUGCCUAGUCGCCCUCGCGCCCAUCGGAGACACCUACAACACCAUCAUGGGAGCUUGAACCUUAAUACGUUAGCGAUAAGAUUAAUUUAAGGUUGAAAAUGUAAAGCACACUUAGCCUUUCACAAUUCAGCUUAAAGUACACAUUCAAUUUUGAACCUUGGCAAGCUUGGUUUUAGGUUUAAAAUGUUGAACAUAGGUACUUGAACUUUGUCAAAGUGAGAUUCGAUAUUUUUUUUGUUCCACUGCCGAGUUCCGAUAUUUACCCUUAAAUUGUAUUUUUUUAUGACAGUUUUAAACGUGGUUGUAGUCUGCAACCACGACUUGUAGAUUUUCAAAUAAUAUUAAGAUAGCGUCUGCUAAAGUUGCAAACCUCGUAACUCAUUUCAAGGAAAUUAGUAAUUGCUACCUUAGCCAACAAUACCUAAAGUCGUGAACCUCGUAAUCCCUCCGGAGGAGUUACGAGCUUUUCGACUUUAGCCGAUGAAUUAGGUACUUGCUCAGUUAUGAAUCCGUCCUUAAAUAAAAUUCAAUGUUAGAUAUAGGUAAUAGGUGUAUUAUAUUAUAAAACUUUAGAAACAUUUUCAAUAUUGUGAGGUAGUAAAAAAUAUCAACAUAAAAUUUCCACAAUUCUCUUGUUGGUUUAAUAAGGAAUUAUUUAACUUUUUAUUAAUUUAUACGUUAAAUGUUGCAUUUUGUGGUUGUGCGUCAACUUGUGCAACUUGUGUGAAUGUUUCAUGAAGUUCAUUGAUAUAAUAUUGUAAUUUUAUCACAAUUUGUAAUUAAAUAGUCAAUGAAGUCAUAUUUCUUAAAAGUUAUUACUUAGAUUAAAGUAAUAACUUUAAGAAAUAUUACUAAGUAUUUACGAUUAUAACGAAAAUAAACAGUAUUCAGUUAGUGUUUAUAAAAUGAACAAUUUUUAUCGUAUUUUAGAGCAGAUUUUACUCUGGAAUAUUUAUUUAUAUGUAUGGUGCAAUUUGAAUCUCUAAUAGUGAAUAAGUAACAAAUAAAGUUAUAUUAAUUAAAGGUCACUUUCGUAAUGAAACUGCCAUAAUCAAUUGGUAUAUACAAAUCACAGAUUACUCUAUAAUUUAUUUACUUCAAUUAAUUUGUUUCUCAAUAAUUUACUUACUUUUCUUAUUUUUAAAAUUUAUAAGUAUUACAUGUACUAUUCUGGUACCCUUUCCUUUUUCUGGAACCUUACUUCUUCUAAUUAAAAUGUUUAUACUCUCAAUAUACACGGAGGAUUCUUGUUUAAAUUAAAUACAAAAACUGACACUGCCAUUUUGUGUAAGUGGCCAAUAUUUUUAUUAGUCAUUUCAGUGAUUUUAUGCUCCAAUACUGUACAAUAGAUUUUUGGAAAGAUAUAUAUUGUAA